AUGCUGCCCAUGCAGUCGAUAGAGGCGCAGACGCCCUCCAGCAUUGCCGAGGACAACGGAGAAAGCCGGCAGCAGAAGCCAAAGACGCUGCCGUGCAAAUACUGCAGCAAGCGGUUCAGGCGUGUGGAGCACGUCCAGAGACAUGAGCGGACUCACACCAAGGAGAAACCCUUUGCCUGCACCUGGGACCGGUGCGGAAAGACUUUUGGGCGCCGUGAUCUCCUCGCUCGCCACAAUAAGCUUGUCCAUCUCAACGAGAGCAACAAAGAUGGCACUCGGCCGCGGAAAGCAUCACUGGGGAGUGUGCAAGGAGGGCCCCCCGAGGGCCAUGCAGGCGUCGAAAUGCUCGGCCUGCAGCAGCAGCAGCAGCAACAACAGCAGCAGCAGCAGAGACCGCCUCCACCCCACUUCACCCCUGAGAGCAUGGCAUCGUCGGUUGUGUCGCCCGAUCAGCGCCUGGCGUCUCGAGCGGCGCCGGCCUGCAACCUCGAUCUCCUCUCCGACGCCGCCACGCACCUUGCCUCGGCUAGCGAGGUGGGCCAGAUGCAGCACCCUAUCAUGCCCGAGCUUGGCCAACACCCCGGCGGGCCUAGGGUGAAGCCGUACGACGAGUCCCUGGCCUACCAAGAUCGAGCACAGGAGCAGCACCAAGGAAUGAUGCACGGGGCCUUUGCGGGGCAGCAACCUCCUCCAACGUCGUUCGACGACUAUAAUCUGUUCCUGGACGAUAUGGGCAACUCGUCACACUUUCUUCCGCCGGCCUUGGAGGCGGAGCAGCCCUUUAGCAUGUGGCCACGCCAGCCAGGAGACAUGCACGGCCGAGGAGCCCUGAAGCCAGCGCCGUCGUUCCCUUCAACGCGCUUCCCGUCACUGGCGCCCGACGCGGCCGAGGGCUCGACAGCGAGGAUGCACGAGGAUGGCAUGAGGGCUCCGGCCUGGAGGAUUUCGGCGGCAGACUACACCGCUAUCAAGAGCCGCCUCGACGAGUUCUCUUCGGUCAUCCCCAACGACUUUGUAUUCCCGUCCCGAUAUACACUCAGCCGUUUUCUCGAGGGCUACGUUACCGGCUUCCACGAACAUCUCCCGUUUCUACACAUAGCCACCCUGGCGCCGGCCGACAUAUCUCCGGAGCUGCUGCUGGCGACUCUGGCGGUCGGGGCGCUGUACCGAUUCGAGAGCCAUCGGGGAAACGCCCUGUGGUACGCGGCCAAAGCUGUGGCCAUGGAGCAGAUAAGGAGAAGACACAUACACGAGGUUCACGGCCUCCUGCCCACCCCGGCGGCUUACAGCCCGCACUCGACUCGGCCGUCUCCCAGCACGGGGUACCGGCACUCUUUCAACUCGGUCCAGCACGACCGGCCAAUGACGCAAGAAACACACCGCGAGCCAUACUCGCCCAACACGCCGCAGUCUCGGCUCGAAACCAUCCAGGGGCUCCUUCUGCUGUUCGUCGUUGGGCUUUGGGGCGCAAAGGCGAUACUCAACGACGCACUCGCGCUGCAGAGCCAGAUCGCGCUGCUGGUGCGCGAAGAGCGGCUCGUGCCGGAGCCGGGGCAGGGGCAGGGCCAGGCGGCCGACUGGGACACGUGGAUCCGGGUCGAGGGCGCGGUGCGUACCAAGCUGAUCGCGUACUGCUUCUUCAACGUUUGCAGCAUCGCGUACAACACGCCGCCGCUACUACUGACGUCCGAGGUCAACCUGGCGCUGCCCGGGUCGUCGCGCCUGUGGCGGGCCGAGUCGGCAUGGCAGUGGCAGGAGGCGCGGCAGUCGUACCCGCGGCUCGAGGUGCCGCUUCAGGACGCCUUCUCGCGGCUACUCAACCGCCCGUCUCAGGGCGCGCUCGUGCACGUCUCGUCGCUGGGCAACUACGUGCUGAUGCACGCCCUGAUCCAGCACGUCUACCUGCUCAAGCAGACGUCCUUCGCCAUAGCCUCGCCAUUCGAGGUGCACCGGGGGCUCAAGGUUGAGGACAUGGAGGAGGUGGCGCAGGCGCUCCGGGUCUGGCAGCUGGGUUUCGAGCAGGUCCAGGCGCGGGCGGCGGCGGGCGAGACGGGCGGCGGCGGCGGCGGCGGCGGCGGCGGCAGCGGGGAGGGAUUCUCGCGCGGGCCGGUGGCGUCAAACUCGAUCGCGCUCCUCCGGCUCGCCUACAUCCGCCUGUACACCGACAUCAGCCCGAGCCGGACGCUCGAGACGCGCGACCACGUUCAGCUGGCGAGCGCCUUCUACGACGCGCCGCUGCCGACCCGGAGCCCGAGGCUGCACCGGGCUCUCCUGCAGGCCAUGCACUCGCUAGCGAUGCUAGUCAAGGUCGGCGUCAACUACGUUGCGAGGACCAAGUCUCUCGAGUGGAGCAUGCAACAUUCUUUGUGCAACCUGGACUGCGCAGUCCUCUUAUCAAAGUGGCUGCUCACCCUGGCCUCGAUCGGGCCCAACGAGCAGCCGCCGACGCACGAGGAGCGCAACGUGCUCGAGUCGGUCCGCACGAUGCUCGACGAGACCGAGUUCGCGGUACCCAUCGACCCUUCGCUCUCGGGGCCCGGGCCGGGCGGCGCGUCGUCGUCGCUGCCGGCGAGCGACGGGGCCAGGCUGCGGCAGCUCGCCGCCGCUGUGGUGCGGCUGUGGGCCGAGACGUUCAAGGGCAACCACAUUUUUGAGAUUGUACGCAUCAUGGCGCUGGGGCUCGAGGGUUACGCCGACCUGAUCGAGAAGCCGCGGGACCGGACGCCGCUCGUCAGGCACGCGACCAAUCCUUCGCUCGGCUGAGGGCGGGCUGUCAGCUAAACUCGGUCCUCUCUACACGCAAAAUCUCGAGACGAGCCGGGCCGAGCCGAGUUAUACGGUUACGGGGAUUUGUGAAAAGAGCGCAGAAGAACACAGUCCCUCGCCCGGCCCACGAGCGCUUCGACGCAGGGCGCAGUUGUGCGCAGUUUGCGAUGCAGUCGGUGACUCGAGGCGCCACGACACCGAGGCGCAGAAGGAUGCAGCAGUCCAAGAGAGGUAGU
Gaeumannomyces tritici R3-111a-1 is the source of this 3002-nucleotide messenger RNA. RefSeq lists its product as hypothetical. Gene Ontology annotation, cellular component: chromatin. The record is from RefSeq and is a predicted model, not a curated record. Bases 1 to 2763 code for a protein of 920 amino acids. NCBI's taxonomy places the organism in Eukaryota, Fungi, Ascomycota, Sordariomycetes, Magnaporthales, Magnaporthaceae. Gene Ontology annotation, biological process: regulation of transcription by RNA polymerase II; DNA-templated transcription. Gene Ontology annotation, molecular function: RNA polymerase II cis-regulatory region sequence-specific DNA binding; zinc ion binding; DNA-binding transcription factor activity, RNA polymerase II-specific. The transcript is spliced from 6 exons.